AUGCCCGUGAAGGAAGGAUCUAAUCCCACAGACUGCGACUUCAAGUCCCUCCACCACAAGCCGGCCUUUCCCAGCGACGGCCCGUGGGGCAGUGCGACAGGGAGCCCGCCGUCUCCCCCGGGGAAGGGCCGGGUGAGGGAGAAGAACAGGCGGGCCGGGAAAGGGGAGCGCAGUCACCACCAGCUCUACAGGCUCAGCAUCACCAACUCUCGGUCCCACCCCACCAUCGGCAUCGCCUACCCCCAGCAGAAGGUCACCCCGCCCAAGAAGCCGGAAGCCAACCGAGAAGCCAGCGCGGGGAACUACCGGUUCCAGGUGCCUGGCAUCGCCGAAAGGGAGGCAGAGCUCCAGCAAGAGGACCUGAGCUUCCACCAGUCCUUCCCCGAGGCCUCCUCCGGCCUCACCUCUGCCAACUUUACCUCACACCCGCCGGCCACAGUGUGCCAGAACCACGGCGGGAAAGGACAGCCGGCGCUUGGCCUGCCCCACAAGAGUCCUGGCACCAAUGGGCAGUUACACUAUUUAGAGUUCCAAGCGAAUGGGAUUAAGUCUUGGCCUUCGCCGGACAAAACCUUCCCGGGGGCUAGCUAUGCUGUCUCGGCUCCGAAACCAGGCCCCUUCCCUGAGAGCAGCAAAGCCAGCACGCACUGUCUGGGCACCUUGCCGUUUCAAUACCCCUUCCCGCCACUGCCGGACCUAGCCAAGGAGCCUUUCCACAAUGACACGAACAGCCAAGAUUAUAUGGACGUUUCCCUGGCCACCAACCAGGUGAUUCAUGGUGCUUUCGGCUUCCAUUCCUCCUCCAGAGACUGGCAAGAGGGGGCGCUGAGCAAUGGCGCCUACGACAGCGUCGCCCCCGAAGGCAGGACGUAUGGCCUGUCUUCUCAGCCCACCCAAUUCCUACAUUCGCCAGCCCCGGGGGUCCAGCAGCCACCCCCCUUGCCGGUCUACAAAGGAAGGCAUGAGCAUUCCGGGGAGCUGAAUGGUGCUAUCUCUUCUUCUGGUGCUAUCGACCAAACUCCAAGCACUUUCCAAGAAAACCAGUCCGUUUUCCCACCUAGUUUACACGUGGCGGCUCCGCCCAAGCCAGUGGGCAAGGGGCAGUCGUCCCUGAAAGACAGUGGACCUAGUCAAAGGAGACUGACCCAAGGCAGCGCUCUGCGAAGGAAUAUGCCACAGACCUCUCUUGCCCAAGUGCACUUUCCGAACAAAGUUUAUGGCAGCUCCCCUGCGAGCGGCGUCAGCGCAGGAUCGGUGCCUUUCGAGAAAAGUGGGCCCACUACUGCGCACGCCCACCCCAGGCUCGCGCAAGCCUGGGAGGGGGCCAGUAAGGAGUUCUCUCCCAUGGAGCAGCCUUCAGCACCUUAUUCAAACCCUGUUGGAAGUCAGUUCUCAUUCGAGCGCCAGGCCAGCCCCGAGCAGAGGCAGCCCAUGCAGAAAAACGCCAGGAUGUCUUGGCAGCAAAUCCACCUCCCCGGCACAGUGCCCAGCCCGCACAGGGGAGACGUUUCCAGACAGCUCACCAGCCAGAAAGUCCCAUUCCCCCUGGGCGUCUCGCCGUGGCAAGGGGGCAGCAGUCUGCAGAAAGGCCCCCCCAGGUAUCACAGCCAAAAGCUGCCGGCCGGGGAGGGGCUGGUGGUGCAGAGGAGGGACCCCACCCGGCAGAGCAGCUGCCCAGCGAGUGCAUUCUCCUUUGAAGGUGGGAAGGACGCCGGGCCUCCUGCAUGCGACUCCAGGAGCAAAGCCCUCUUCUUCGCCAUGAACCAGACGGUGCUACCGGCCACCUCCCGGAGCUCUCCCAAUGCCUCCGCCUUGGUGGCAGCUUCACCGUGUGAGUCUCCUCUCCCGUCGCCUGUCCCCAACCCCACCUGCAGCAGCACGUGUUCUUCCCUCUCACCUAUGUCCAGCAGUCCCGUCAACCACCCCUUCGAAGACAGCCAGCUGCCUGCAGCACUUACCUCGGCCCACUUCUUCCACCAUCCCUGCCUCCCCUCGGACAUCCUGAGCCCCAGCUCCCUCCACUACCACUCACCAGACUCCAUCAAGCCCUUCCACUUCCCCCUGGACGCCCCAAAGGAUGAGCACCUGCUCAAAUGCCUUCCGGAGAGCCAGUUCCACAAGCCAGACAUCGACGUGGCCAAGGGCUGCCUGGAUGGCUUUGAGGGGGAUCCGCCUCCCCCGCCUUACUCCUCCCACCACCUGCUGGCGAACUCGCUGAGCAGUGCCAGCCUCGACCAGCUGGACGUGCUCUUGACCUGCAAGCAGUGUGACCAGAACUACAGCAACCUCUCCUCCUUCCUCGAGCACCGCCAGUUCUGCGGCUCGCACGUCGUUGUCCAGGGCGAAGUCAGAGACGCUGCCCGGGGAGCGGAGAUCAGGAAGCAGCUCCCUCCAGAAUCUACAAAGCACUCCCAAGCCAGGCCAGGGCCCUCGCUUUCUCCCGACGCUCCUUCGCACCUGCUCACGUUAAACAAGCCUGUCCAUUUCCUGUUAGAUGGGGAAGGCAAAGGGGAGGCCAAGGAGGACCCACUGAAAGGUCAUCUAUUUAACGGGCUAACCACAAAUUCCUUGCCACUUACGGCUUCCGACUUAGACAUUGAUGAUGCCAAACUGGACAGCCUGAUCACAGAAGCGCUGAAUGGGAUGGAGUAUCAGUCUGACAACCCCGAGAUUGACAGUAGCUUCAUCGAUGUGUUUGCCGAUGAGGAACUCACAUUGGUGAAGGGUGUGGGCAACGGGGUGCCACAGAAGGCGAAGGAUGGCCCAUCCUUGGAGACCAAGCUGAAGCACGCGGGGAAGGAUGAGAAACCGGUGAGUCAGUCAAAAGCUGCCUCUUGCCACAAAGAGGAUUGUCCGGGUGGAGAGCAGGCCAAGAGCAGAAUGUCAGGGAUGCAGCAUGUUCCUAAGGGGAGACAUUCCCAGGACAAGAGGCUGGAGAAAUCCAGCAUCCAGGAGUUGGCUCAGAGCAAGGCUGACAAUCAGAGGAGGAUUGAGAAAGCACAGCCAGACAAGAAUACCAAGCUGAAGACGGGGAGGAAGAGUGAUGGCAAUUCUGGUACCCCAGGGACUAAAACCCAGCUCAGAAGCUCUAGCCAGGAUCCGCAGAGUGAAAUCAGAGUGAACAGUACCACCCCAGCCCCUGCCAGUAAGAACCCCAAGCUGCCGAGGUUCUCAAUGAAGGAGGUGAAAAAGCGGAAGCCGAGGAGUGGCACCUGGAGCAAGGAGCUCAUUCAUAAAAUCGUGCAGCAGAAAAACAAACUCCACAAGCAGCAGGAGAAGAGCGAUAGGAACACGCAGGUCUCCAUAGCCACCAGCAGGCUGCCACCAGCAGCCCAGGACAGUAAAUUCGGCGAGUAUGACUACGUUUCGGACUCCGAUGACGAAGGGGUGGCGUAUGCCAAGCUGCAUGGUAGAAAGACGCUGGGGGCGGUGUUUAAUGGGGCACCCAAGCACAGCUUUAGCAAGAGGCGCUCAGGGAGAGGCGAGAGGGCCAAAGAGAAGGAGCCAGCCUGGACCUACAGCCACAAGAGAGAUGGCCAGGCACACAGACGGGCUCCAAGCAAUGAGGCAACAAAGAAAGAUGGCUUGGCAGCCAGAAUCCGAAGGCGAAGCAGCCGCUCGUCCACCGGCAGCAAUUGUAGCACUAGUCUGUCCAGUGAAACCGGCACUACCCCCCCAAGCACUGAAAGGGCCAACUCUGACCACGAGAAGGAAAGCCACCCGACAAGAAGGAGCCCAGCGAGUCCCCGGCACAUCAUACCACUUCCAAGGAACCCGCUGCACGUUCCCGAGGAAGAGACUCUAAAGACGAGCCGUAAAACCAAAGCCGGCUUCUCCAGACGGACAAGGCAGUUUGGCUCAGCCAAAUUUUUGCUGGCUGGCUUCCAGGCCCCUGAGAACAAUAGGUCACAUAUUUCUUUUGUCAACGAGGCGAGCUCCCCAGAAAACAAAGAGAAACCACAUCCCAGCAAAGACGCCGUGGGCAAGGAGGACGCAGACGGGCCAAAAGGAGUCCCUCGCCAUGCAGGUGAGGUGGCCCGACCUAUGCCAGACGCUCAAGAUGCCACUGAUUCGACCAUGACCAGUCAUAGGCGUCCAUUUGCUGCUUACAAUGAGGACACCCUCGCUUACCCUGCAGAAGAGUUCAUUCCUCCUUCUCACGUGGGCCCUGAUGCCAGCCCUGGACUUGUGAGCGCUGCCUAUGCCACAGCUGGCAUCAAAUACUUAAAGGAACAUGGACUUUGUGAUGACCACAAAGAUUAUGCUGCUCCCGUUAGCUGUUACAGUGGGAAUUCUGUUGACAUGAUGCUCACCAUCAAAGGAUCCGAUACCUACGUAAGCACUGACGCCCCACUUUAUGACCAUAAAGACCUGUCCAGUCACUAUGAUCAGAACCUUUUCUCAAAACCUCCCGCCAGGGGGGCCUCCCGCAUUGACGAUAUCUACUUAUGCCCGGAUGACAUUAGCACCAGUUCAUUUGAGCAGAAACACGCUGAUUUCCCCUCCUUUGCACCAGAAAAUCAGCAGUCCAAAGUGUCUUCCCCUCUCAGCUUUGACUCCUCUUCGAUAUUCGGAGAGCUGCCCGUGGCGGAGUUUGAGACUCCGUUAUACAACAGCGUUGCCACAAGUAAGGACAGUUAUGUUGGUUUUGGAUGCCACCUCCCCAGCAAAAUGGUGCCAUUUGAGCAGCAGUAUCCUCCAUUUCUUCAAGAGAAGGACUGGGGUUUAAUGGAGGAGGUGUCUCCGAUUUUGUCCGAGGACAUUGGUCAGUUCCAUCCCCUUUCGGUGGAAAAGCCAUUAGCUAAGAAAUUCCCAGAUGAGGGAACCCUUCCGCCCAGUCCAAUGUCUUUACCUUUGUCCGAUAGAAUCGGAGAUUACAAUGCAGCUUUUAUGAACAAUAUCCCGGACAACGAGCUGGAGAUCAAGCGCUUAGUGACGGAACUGGAAAGCCAGCUGCAAACCAGCAAACUGAAUAACGAGACAUCCGGUGUCCAUCAGAAAUCUGAGCAAGACGUUGGCGCACAGCUGAGAAAAGCACCUGGCCAGUUUUCACCUGUACACAUGGACCAGGAGACAGAGAAUGAAAAGGGCUUGUUCUUGACAGAUGCUUUUGGGGAUGCAAACCUCCUCUCCACAAAAGUCUGUGUGGGCCAUAAGGUAGCAAAUGAGAAGCCUGCACUUCCCAGGGUAGAUGGCAUCUACAAGAACCACCAGGACUCUUGGCCCAGCCCAGUGGAGUUUAAUUCUUUGGACUCAAGCUUGUGUUCACCAGCUGCUGAAGAUUCCAUCUCUGUAGAUCAUUUCUGUUCCAAAGAGGCCUGCAAUCAGUUCCCAGUGGCUCUAAAGGAUGCUGAAAUGUCCAAGGAACGUGACUGCAGAGAGAUGGAGAAUGGAUCUCCCCGGGUAAUCUCUGAUUCAUGCAUAUCAGACAAAUUAGAGGCUCCAGUCUACACAAAUCAUAUGAUAGAAAGCCCUGCCAUUGUUACCGAUUCCUUGUUCCCUAAAACUCUAGAGGCGGCUGAACUAAGCAAACACGCUAUUUUGCCACCCCUGCCAACUAAACACAGAGCGGACGGGUUUUCGGAGCCAGGAAAAGUGGCUAAAACCUUUGAUGACCCUCCAAAGCUGGAAUCUUUCAACAGCCCCAUGCCGAAUCUGAAAUCUGAAUUUGGGUUUCAGGAAGAUCAGGUCCCCACCUUGGAUCUCGCUUUGUCGUCUUAUGCCAAAAAUGACACUGACUCAGAAGAAAGAUCUCCAGGCAAAGCUGAGUCACCUAAAGUGCUAGGAGACUCGGUGCACUUUGAAGACGAUGACGAUGGAUCUGCAUUCCUGGGAGAGACAGAAAGGAAGGAUCCUGCAGGCUGCCAGACCCCAGGGCCCUGUGACAAAGCUAGCAACCAGAAAGCGUUAUUAUUUGAUAUACUGAGUGUGUCCAAAGAGACUGAUUGUGGUACAGAAAAGGGGCUCACCACCAAAGAAACAACAGCCAACCCAUUACAGCAGCUCCAAUUAUUUGUUGCCCGGACAGUCAAGAAUAAUGAAGAAGAGCUCCUGAUGCCAAGCUUCCCGACCCUGCUCUCUGCCAACCACCACCCUUCCAACACCAAUAUCCAGGCUGAGCAACGAGAGGAAGGCCUGGGCAGCGUGGGAGGUGAGAAUUCAGCAUGUCGUCAGGCAUGUGGAGAGGGGGGCGUGCCCGCGGGAGGAGACACAGCUGGCACGGCUCCCACAUCAGAAGCGACUGGAUUUUUUCCAGAGGCAGGCGAACAUCUGGGCUCAUUCAAAGAACCAGACUCCGCGACUGCCGCCCGACCCGCGUCUACGGCCCACAAACUGCACAAUAAUGUAACAGAGCCGCCGCACUUAGCAGAUGAAUGUUCAGAGCCAAGGGACAUUAAUAUCUGUGCAGAUGGCGUAUCACGAGAACAUAAUAACCUCCCACCAUGCGGCAGCACAGCGGUCACCCCGUCGCGAGGGCAGGGAAGGAAAGAUGAUCAGAUUGUGGAGGAGCAGCAGCAAGAUAAAACCAAAGCAACCUUGGCAUUUAAAAACCACAGCCAAUCCUAUUUAAGCCCCGGUUUGUUUGAGACGGAAUCGUUAGGCAGCACGCUUGCAGCGGCAGUAAAAGUAAGCAAUGCUGAAUGUGAUGCUUGGUCUGAUGGAGUUAGUCCUCACACACAGUUGUCAUGCACCAUAAAAACCAAAGGCAUAAUAUCAACCCAUAACCAGGAGGGACAUGAGACACGGCUUCCUUGCCACACGCCUUUGGGUCCAGCUUGCUCUUCGAAUCUUUCUGAAGAUCUUCACCAGGAACAUCAUUUCUUGCAUAAAACUGACCUCUACUCAGUAAAAGCUCAGCCACCCAAAGAAAAGGAAAAGCAGGGCCCGGACACUUGUCCCUCAAAGGAGGGCUCUCUGGCUGGUUUGUCUUUGCAAACUGGCUUUUCCCCCUGCAAAUAUUUGCAGAACAGUAACAAUGAAAAUGUCCAUCUUACCCCAGAGACUCAGUCAAGUUCACUUCUGGCAAAAAGGUUUGCCUCCGACUCGGAGGAAAAUCUCGUUGGCUGUCCCACCCAAAAUCCUUUAGAGCAAGGAACAUGGAAAGACACGCGUGUCUUUCCCCCCACCCCUCAGCAAUGCAACCUCACUACUUCCACACCGUUGGAUGCCUUUGGAAACCUUCAUCACCAUCUUGCCAAAGACGUUGAACAUCAUUUUGAGCUGUCUGAAAAAGAAGGGCUAGCAAGACCUCGCAGUCCACAGUGCCCCAAGGAGCUGGCAACUUCUGCCCUGGAGAUGGAACACCCCCAAAACUUGCAAAUGAACAAUUGUACUCUUUCCUGUGGGCCACCGUUGGAUCGACAAGACAUUGGUGGUGGGUUGCCAGAAAGCCCUUGUGCUGAGCUGUUGUGCCCUCUUUAUAAAGGAAACAAGGAAUGUGCCAUCACAGACAUGAUUAUUAAUUCUCAGUCAGGGCCUCUGCAGGGCAUCCUUGCUUGUCAGCCCACCCCCGAAACCAAAGAUCACUCAAUGCAGCUCACGAGUCUUCCGCCCGUUGCAGAAAGAGAGGUGGAGGUAAACGGACAACAUGAAAGCGAGCUCGAAAAGUGCCAUUAUCAUGGAAAGAAACAUCAAAAUGAGCCAGAGGCCUUAUGCAAUACUUGUGGCGCUCAGCAGAUCCCGACUGCUGUAAAUACUGCCUUGGCAAGGAUAGCAGAUUCUGGUCAUGUUGAUCAAGAAGUCCACCAGUUCACAGAGGGGCCAGAGAUGAGAGCUGGUUACCCCUCCAAAAAUGUGGCUAAUAGAGAAAAUCGUUCAAAAGGAGAUGACUCGGCAGGCCAUGGAGGUGAGAGUCCAGGAGGAGAUAGCAGUUGUGUGCUAACUAACAAAGAGCAAGAAGAAGAGUGUGGCAUGUUUAAAAGUAUCCCAAAUGCAGCCAGAAACAGACAUCCGAAAGAAAAGAAGCCAAAUGGCCUCCAAGUCACUUGUGAUAUCUGCUCAGCGUCUUUUAGAUCCAAACCAGGAUUAACCAGGCACAAAGCUGUCAAGCAUCCGCUGAAGAACGACGGCCCAUGGCUGCCCAGCAAAACUUCCAAGUUCAGUUUGAAUCUGCUGGAGAAAACAUCGAAGAUGUCCAAGAAAGUCGCUAGGAAAGGCAGAAAGGCUACUGCCAAAAAGAGAGUGCAUAACUCAUUAACACCACCCAGUCCUGUGGGACACCUCUCCAAGAACACCUGUGCUGGUCAAGAAAAGGAGCCCCAUGCACAAAUGCAAGAAGUAGUGAGUAGAGUCCUCAGUGACCUCAGCGUCAUCUCGCUUGAAAUGUCUCACAAGGGUCCUCACACAGAUAUGCUGAGUAAAGAAACAAAGACAAAGCCCCAUAGUUCAGUGUCAGAGGGACUGGAGGAAUCGGUGACAGAAAAGUCCAGUCCUAGAAAGCAAGCACAUAAAGAGGAAAAAAGCAGAAUACGCCAAAGCAAAGAGCCUGGGGGAUUCAACAGAAAUAUAGAGAAGAAACUCAGUAGAAAAGCAAGAAGAAGGAAAGUGUUUCCUAAUGGAAGUGAAGUCAAUGGGUUGUCUGGUCUUGAGAAGGAUGAUACUGAUGGUCCUUCCCAUGCAGUUGCCAGAAGAAUCAACUCCGGUCUGUCAAAUGUGAUGGAAGAGCUGGCUGAGCCGGACUGCUGCAUCUCAGCAGAGGAACAAGACGGGCCAUGCUCACGCCAACAGUGUCCCCCAGCAAAGCAGUCACCUUGCAGAGCUAAGCAUGCAGAUGAAGUGGGUGAUUGGGUGCUCUCCUCCAAAGAGACAGACAGGCAAGAGUCACUAACGGCCCCCGUAAGUCAAGGCAAAGAGGCAGAGGCCAAAGAGAAAUGGGCAAGUGGGUUCCUGAAGCAAGUGGAGAAGGAGUUGAUCAAGGUCGGAAAAGAACAGCAGGAUGAUCGUGAUUGCACAAACGCGAAGGAACGUGAGAGAGAAGAGAGCAAUCCUGGGAAGGAACGUAGCACCUUCCGGGGUCCCUUGAGUCCUGCCCCACCAAACCGGUCUGUAGAAACCUGCGAUUCUGAAGCGGCCCACGAGGAUCCCAUUGAAGCCAUGCUGGAAAAUGCUUCUGAAAACAGCCCUUGCUCUGCAGAGUCAAAGCACUGGGGGAAGGGAGCAUUGCAGCAGAGAAAGGAGACCCACUCUGGGGAUGUGGCUGCGUCAGACCUGCAGAGUUUCAUUGAUGAUGACCUCACAUUCUCACAGCUGUUUCCACGGGACAGCCAGUUCACCCGCAGGAAGUGCACACGUGUGUACGGGAAACGGACCAAGAAACCCAGACCUGCCACGGACGCAAAUGUCAUGCCUGGGGGCGCCCUAGACUUCAUUCCCAUUCGCCUGGCUUCUGACCUCAGUGAAACUAGCUCUUUCUGUGUCACCAGGGAUGAUCCUUGUGAGUAUGAAACCAUCUCUAUCGAUGAUGCCUUGAUGCUAAAUAUGUGCCACAGUGGAAAGCCAAAGGGAUGUGAAGCCAACUCUGACACUUCCAAAGAUAUUGCACUGCCGCCAGAUUAUGAGGAAACCAACCAAAGAAAGGAGGUCAUUGAUCUGGAGGAAGAGGACAACAUGUUAACCUUCCUGUGCCACAACAACCAGAUGGAAAACAUUCCGAACUUGAACAUUUGGGGAAGUCUUGAAAAGGAAGUAGGAAACAUUCCGGCUGAUGAAAUGCUGUUCAAGCCCCCUCCCGAGCUUGAAAGUGAAUAUUCAAUAGUGGAAACUAGCCCAGAGCCUCCAGAGCUAGAAGAGGAACCCUUCGGUCACAAGUUAAACAAGGAGCAAGGUUCACCCGAGUGUCAUACGAUCGACAUCGAUUUGUUGAAUGCCAAGUUCAAGAUGCGGGACGUGCGCUUUUUCAGCCCUUGCAAAGACACUCCUGGCCCUUUGGACGAAAGCGUGGUGAGUUUCAAGCAGAAGUCAAGCCAGCAUAACAAACACGGCAAAAAUAAGCUAGAAGAUGGAAAACUGGGCAAAAACCGCGGUGAUAUGAACAUCAAGACUAAAGAUAAACAAUACAAAUGCAAAGUGUGUUUCCAGUGGUUUCUCACCUUAGGGGAACUGGACUUUCACAAACUCACCCAUAACCCUUCCCCUCCGCCGACCUGCUAUAUGUGUGUCCAGCGCAAAUUCAGCUCAAGGGAGCAGUUGAGGGACCAUUUAAAGGAGAAGCAUGCAAAAAACAAAGCGGGCCUGUGGGCCUGCGGCAUGUGCCUCAAGGAGAUUUCUGACGUCUGGAUGUACAACGAGCACCUUCGAGAGCACGCCACACAGUUCGCUCGGAAGGGCCAGGCUCAGAAGUCUGUGCUGGGUCUGCCCUCCUGCUUUGGCGAGGACAGCGCUGCCGUCACCCACUUCCUGAACACCAUCAUGUAUCGGAAGCCCAGCAAGUCCUCCAGGCUGGUGGAGUCCACCAGCAAACACGUGGCCAGCAAAGAGAACAAGAGCCUAAAAGAGCCAGCCCCUGACCCAGAGGUGAAGGUAACGAAAGACGUAUUGGAAGGCGGCAUCAGGAUGAAACCGGCUUCCAGCUCUUCCAAAAGGUCUGCCAGUCCAUCUUCAGACAACACGCCGAAAGGCGACAGCGUACCGAAAGCUGUCCCCAUGCAUCCAGAUUGCAAGGACCCUUCCCGAGAUUGCCACCACUGCGGGAAACAAUUUCCCAAGCCCUUCAAGCUCCAGCGCCACUUAGUGGUGCACAGCUUGCAGAAGAUUUACUUGUGCCACAAGUGUCCCAUGUUCUACCCGGACACCAAGGAGCUGCGGAGCCACCUGAGUCAAGACCACGGGAUAGUGGAGGAGGUGGAGAUCAAGCACACCACCCUCUAUGCGUGCGAGCUCUGCGCAGACGUCAUGCACGUCAUCAAGAAGUCCUUCAUCUGCAGCAUGUGUAACUACACCUUCUCCAAGAAAGAACAGUACGACCGGCACAUGGAGAAGCACCUCGCAGGCAGCAGCAGGACUUUCAAAUUCAGAGGUGUCCUGCGGCCAGGUAUGUCCUCCAAAGAUGGCAGUGAGAAAAUCAAAGAGGAACACUAUCCUCAGGAGGGCGGGCCAGCCCCUCGCAAAAAAAGGAAGAUCAUGCACCACGGCAGCUUGGAACCACACCGCUCCCCUGUGCACCUUAGCUGCCGGAAUGACCUACAGCUGGAUGAUCCGCCUGUACCACCUCCCAGCGAGUCCUGCCCUGGAAAAGCUGGUGACCCUGGAGCGACGUUGCCCCAAACCUCUGAGAAAACAGAAGAUCUUGUGGGUGACUUCUCUGACCUCCUGGCUGAAAUGGAAAAAUCUCCGUUCAGUGCCCUCCCGCCACCUCCUUGCCUGUCUCCUUCUCUGCCCCAGGCUGUCGUGAGUGAUCCAGAGCUCAGUCACACCCUGCCACUUUCCCCUGAAGAACAAGACAAAGGAUCCUUUGAUGGGAAGCCUCUUCCUUUCCUGGACUCUUCUGAAUUUGGCAUGGACCUGAAUAGCUUAGCAAUGGAUGAGACACGAUCUCCCCCUCAUCUCACUGAGAAACACGGCCAGGCAGACGGCCAAGGGAAAACAACCGUCAGCAAUCAAAGGGAACAUGUGGUGGGGAUAUUGGACCAACCCAGUUCACAAGAAGAGCCUGUUGACAAGAUCUCUUCCCUCAAACCAGCUAAAGCAAUCCCAGAAAUGUUUGCCCUCAAAGUAGAUGCUCCCCAGGCCAAGGACACUCCUAAAACAUGGUGGAGCAGCCCGCAUGGCGAGGAGACAGCUCCUAGGGACAUGGCAUUCAAGUCCCAAUAUUCAGAGCCCACCUACCCCUCUCUGCCGCUGAAGGACAAAACAGCAUCCCCUGUUCUCAACAGGGCUGCCAAAGAUUCUGCCUCUCUGAAGAAAAUGGCAUGCAAUCCAGUGAGUGGUGACGUUGCCGUGGCCACAAUGGGUAAUCUGGGCAGGACAGAGACCCCCAAACCCUGCUCGCUCAAAGAAAAAGCUGUGCCUGAGAUGGGUGUCUGCGCCAAAGACAGCAAUGCCAAUGCCAGCGUCAGAGAAACAGGCGCCAAUAAACCCGUAAAUCACCUCAAAGCUGAAGGAGCAGCCAACCCUGUAAAACAUGGCCACGCGGAUCCAGGUAAAUCUUUGGACAAGCCGGCUCCUCACGGGCCCAGCAAGCUGCACCCGAAGAAGCGAAAAGAGCACAAGUCUUCAAGUCACAAAGGCUGCUCGGCCUCCCGGGAGAACAUGGAGGGGGACGGAAAGAAGAAGAAAGCCCGAACGCCGGGCCCUGGCAAGAGCGAUGGGGCGGGAGAGUUCAAAAGGGCAGACUGGACCCACAACGAGGCUUCAGCCCUUUCACCCGGAAAGAGGGACACGCACUCCAACAAACUGAUCCCCAAGUCCAGAACGGCAGGCGUGGGCAACCAGCUGAAAAAGAUGGCCCUGGACACCUACAAGCAGAAGAAGGUGACCAACCAUCCUUCCAAUGGAGAUCUGAAGCGGAAAAAGGACAUCCUGGGGAAAACCUUCCACCAUCUCCUGGCCAAAAGCCCCACUGCCUCCCUGCAUGGUUCUUUACACAGGAACAGAGCUGUCCAAGGUGCUAAACCUGCUGACUCGCACAAUUACAGGACAGCCGAAUCCCAGAACAAUCUGCUAAGCCAACUGUUUGGACAGAAAUUAACGAGCUUUAAAAUUCCUUUAAGAAGAGAUACUUCCGAGUAAUUUAUGAAAGUGACUUAUAGUGAUCCUCGGCUGCUUUCAAGGGGUUUGCAAGGGAAAAAAUUAUCAAAGCAUUACAUUCGUUUGUGUAGCAUGAUUUUUUUUUCUGUCUCGUUUAAAUGAACUUGCACUGCAGCCUCUGUGAAAUAGUUUGCUUUGUGUCUACUAAUCUACUUUAAUUCACCUGAUUUAUCAUGCAAAUGCUAGAACUUUGAUGUGGCUGAUGAUUUUCAUGAACUGAAAUUGUAAUCGCUUUGGGCAGACUGAAUCCGUCAAGAGCAAUUGCUUUAUUGCAGAAGUGCUGAGGUUAUAAGGAGACUUGCAAAUCUCAGACCCUUUUGAGACUGCUUCUCUGUUAUCUUUGUACAAAGUACUUGAAGAGAUGAACUUCAUUCCACAGACGUCUUGUUCAGAAGGUGCAGUACACUGUAGAAAGCAAUUUUUUUAAAAGAUUUUUGCACAAAUAACCCUAUACAAUUCGUUCAUUUGGGAGCUGGCCUACAAUGUGAUAAAUUAACAACAAAAUUAAAUUAAGAAUCCAGUGCCACAUAUUGUGACAGACAUUCCUAAGAAUUUGUUUCUACGUUGCUAAGAAAAUAAUGAACUCACUUGCAUGCUGCGUGGGCCUAUUAGAGUAUUUCAAACACCAAUGCCAUUAUUUGACCACUGUAGAUUAUGUACAUACAUGAAAAAUGAGAAUAACGCUAGCGAACUGCACCUGGACAUUUGUGACUUCUUUUGUUUCACGGAUAAAACUGUGCCAACUUACCAGACCAGAAUAGUACUGUCCAAGUGACCGUAAUGGUAUAACUUCUAAACUAUCUUACUGUAUUGACUUCGUAGCUAUAUAGGUAUCAGCUUUUUACUAUGCAGUUACUGGUGCUAUUUUUAUUUUGUAAUGUGAAUACAGACUUCCUUGAUUUAAAAAAUAAAAGGGAACAAAUAGGAAGUAGCAGUGACCUGUAAAAGAAAUCAAAGCAGGAAAAUAAAACUUUUUAAAACAUCCUGAAUGCUGGUACUCCAUAGUGGUAAAAAAAGGUUAUGUCAUGUUAUCAAGUAGGUAUACAACUGAACUUUGAACCAGAAAGAAAUCUCAGGUGCAAAUGAGGACACGGAAGAUACUUAAAUACUAUUGAAAUACUCCCAGGUCAAGGAGGUGAAGUUAUGCACUGAUGUGAUAUGAACAAAUAGAGUACUUUGCGUCUAUCCUGCAAAAAAAAAAUUUUUUUUAGUUUUAAAAGGAAAAAAAGAGGCUUUAUCCUGUUAAUAUGUAUCUUUACAGUCCUUUGUAUUGUAUAAAAAAACUAUUUAGGUAAUUUACCUUGGGUGCAAUGUGUUAUGUCAAAAGUUUUUAUUUUGAUAUUUUGUCAAGAGAGCAAAGCGAGAGCGGGAAAUGCCUUUUUAUUAUGUCGUUAUGUGUGCUAUUAAAGUGCCUCUUUAAUAUUGUUAAAUAAAGUAUGAGAUGAAAAUAUGGGGUGGUACUGUAAAACCAUACCUAAUUCAUCUUUUCAAAUAUAUUCCAAUAUUUUCACAGAAACUCCCAGGCUCUGUGGAAUUUGUCAGAUGUUUUGCUGUCUUAGUUCUUCGAUCCCAUACCGCAGAAACACACCCACGCCUCACAUUUGCUGGGAGUUGGAGGCUGUGCAUUACUCUCUGUGCAUGUACAUGGAUAGAUACACACACAAUAAGAUCUGGUAUGCUCACAGCCACUAUAAUAAUAAAUAAAUAACUUGCCAGGUUUGGUGACAUCUAUCUAUCUAAGGUGCUUAGCUGGCCCCAUUACCACAAUAUCUGUCCUCACAGCACCACAUGGUAAUAUGCUGGUAGAGCCGCCAUCUGGCUUUAACUGAUUUUGAAAUGAAGGUGUGGAGAGAUGAGGGACUUGGCUAAGAACAGGAGGCAUUGUAGGGUGGAGCAUGGAAUUGAGGCUCUAAGGAAAUCAGGACUUAAAGUAGCUAAGAGGUCCUGAGAAGCAGGUGGGGAGAAUGCGGAGGGGGGCAGUCCUCCGGAGGAGCCCAUCACUGAUUGGCUGGAGGCUAGUGAGGGCGGGGUUAAAAGGU
This is a messenger RNA of Pelodiscus sinensis (Chinese soft-shelled turtle), 14783 nucleotides long. Lineage: Eukaryota; Metazoa; Chordata; Testudines; Trionychidae. The record is from RefSeq and is a predicted model, not a curated record.